UGUUUUUGCAAUCUCCAACAGGAUGUGGUUCGGAGCAGACGACAACAAUUUAUGUGUGCUGGAUACCUAAUGUUAUGGCUUUACUUUCAGCGGUUAUUUGAUUUUCAUUAACUCCAGAUUAUUGAAUCGGAUAUUUCCGAGUGCUGAACAUAACGGAAUGUAUUUGGAACUCUUAGAAAAUGAUCGGAGCUGUUUAGAAUCCCAAUCGGAGUAAAAUCCAAGAGACAUCUAAUGGAAGUGUUCUUAAAAGCAAUCAUUGCCAUCCGAACAUUUCGUCUAUCUUUAUAAGUUUCUAGAACGCGUAAGUGUACUGAUACAAGAAGAAUUCCUUAUCAACGUAACAUCGUCAUCAAAAAAGAACCAUGCAGUAUAUUCAGUACGUAACCAUUUCAUUACUACUAUUAACUGUUACGGGAAAUAAGAGACGACUGCGCAACCGGAAGGGGCUUAGAGAACGGUUUGAUCCGGAUGACGUAGAAGAGGGGACAUGUCAGUUACAAGUAUCGUGUAAAAAUUCUAAUAUACCUGUCAAACUUCCAAUAAGGGGGCCAAGGGGGCCCCAAGGUAUCCAGGGAGAAAAAGGAGAACCCGGCACUCCAGGAAUACAUGGGAUACCUGGGAAGGAUGGUAAGUCUCCAAAAGCCCCACCCAGAGUUGCAUUCUUUGUGGGACUGCGGGAAAACGUGGGACCUUUCAAAGAAAACAGGGAUCUUGUUUACGACAAGUUGGUCACAAAUGUCGGUGGUGGUUACGAUAAAACCACCGGCCGAUUUACGGCACCAGUAAACGGCACGUAUCAGUUUACGGUAGUCGUGGCGGCACAGGGCCAAAAGAAGUCUUUCAGUGAGUAUGGAACGAAUUUCCCUACAUUUGUCCUACAUAAUAUUGCGAAGGUAUAUAAAGGUGCUGUGAAUCUGAUGAGAGAGGGGAGGAUGGUAGUUACAGUCUGGGCCGAGAGCUUCCCCUGGGCGACGUCGUCCAACACCGUGAUCCUGAGCCUGAACCGGGGUCAACAAGUGUGGCAGUCAGCGCGGAAAGAUGCGUCCUAUUUCCAUGGUUACAUGUACUCCAGUUUCUCUGGCUAUAUGCUGUUCGCUGACGAAGAGGCUGACGAUGAAUUUUAAAUAAAAUAUAGAACAGAUAUUGUAGGUGAUACUGUCUUGGACGUCCAUGUUUGGUUCUAAUGAAUCGUAUUCUCAACAACUGAUAAAAAAGGCAAUAUACUUCGGGAUCAAGGAAGUUGUUAUUUUGCUGUUCUGUUUGAAGUGAUAUUGUUUUAUUGAAGUGUACACGUGUGUUUUGUUAAGUCAAAGAAAGGAAAGGUCCCCGCUGAUGUUUGGUAGAAAUAUUUUAGUAUCAUUAAGCAUUAUUAAAA
Mizuhopecten yessoensis (Yesso scallop) is the source of this 1375-nucleotide messenger RNA. RefSeq names its product C1q-related factor-like. The transcript is spliced from 5 exons. The record is from RefSeq and is a predicted model, not a curated record. Bases 363 to 1124 code for a protein of 253 amino acids. Lineage: Eukaryota; Metazoa; Mollusca; Bivalvia; Pectinida; Pectinidae. Gene Ontology annotation, molecular function: protein binding.